AGUGAUUUUUAUUUCGUAAAAGUAUUCCAAAUUCCAAUUGAACGAGAAUUGUUCGGCUUUUAUUAAAAACUCAUAAAAUAUAUUUCCACUGAUUGAAUGGUACAAUAAAUAGUUAUAAUUUAAAAAAAUGGUGAAUUCUAGUUUGGCUUACGAAAUCCUUUUAUAUAUAAAUUCGUUUUAUUUUGGUCUCUUCGCAACCUGUGAGCUCGGAACUCUCAUUCUCAAAUCAGUACUUAUUAUUGAAAAGUACAACGUUGGACAAGAUCCGACUAAACUUGGUCGAGAUUAUGGCGUUCUAUUUGGAUUAUUUGUGGUUGAAGCUCUGAGGCUAUUGUUGGGGCGCAAAGGCAGUCUUAGCGAAAAAGAUAUACCAGUAUUGUUCUCAGUACUACUGACAAUUCCAUCGAUCAUGGGGGUAUUGUAUCUCCUGGCCUUCCAAGUGGUGGUGCUCCGUAUAGAGUGUAUCUGGUGCACUCUAAUGCUGUGUUUACAGGUUUUGGAAUUUAUAUUUGCUUCUAUGUUCAUAGUUACAAUGUGUAGAGGACCAUCAUAUGAUUAAAUCAUGCAAAAAAAUAUUUUUAGGUAAAUUUUGCACAAAACUGAGCAAAAAACUAUAAAAUAAAAUACUAACUUAUAUGUUUUAAAGAUAUAUUUCUAGUCAUUUUUUUUACUGAUGUUUUAUCUCUGCUAAGUGAAGUGUUUAAUGUCUUUUGUCUUUAAAUAUUAUACUUAAAUAUAUACUCUAUAUUAACUGCCAAUAUUAUAAUCAUAUUUAUUGUUGUUAACCAGAGUUAAACUAUUAAUUUAAUUGAAAUCUUAAA
Molecule: messenger RNA, 821 nt
Organism: Bombyx mandarina (wild silkworm)
Lineage: Eukaryota; Metazoa; Arthropoda; Insecta; Lepidoptera; Bombycidae
Source: RefSeq, a predicted model, not a curated record